UCCUUAAGAUCGCCCAGUUAAGUCAUCCACUCUGUGACCUAUGUGAGUCACUUUAUUGAAGGUUAUACCUUAAUAGACUCUUGAUAAUGGGCCGGUAUAUGCUGGUGUGAGAAAUCCAACACAUGUCCAGUAAAAUCCAAAUCUGCUGCGGGUCUGAUGGUGGCACGACGAGGAUAAUUCUCAACACACGAAUAUCCCUCCUGACCCGGACUGAAUAUGUUUAUUGUUCAGUUUAUUCACGGGGGAUGGAGGUUUGGUCAUCCAGCUCGCUUCAGGAUUAUAACCAACCACCCCUGCGCACCGAGGGUAUAAAUACCGAAGGCGCUCCGUCUUCACGCGCAGCCCUGUUACGCACGGAUCAGGCUCUCUGACGAGGAGAUACUCGUGUUAAAGGAGCGAGCUGUAGCAAAGUCAGAGAUACAAGUCUGUAUCCUUUGCUUUACUUUAAAAUCUUUUUGCGGAGAGAAAAAAAAAAAGUAAGACCAUGUCUGUGGUGAGCGCAGUGCCGUUCGUGAGGCCGCUCCACAUGCGCUCUCCGGUGCCGCAGGGUCGCCGCCACACGCUGCCGGCCAGCGAGUUCCGCUCCCUCAGCCCGGAGGAUGCCAUCAGCGUGUUCGAGAUUGAGAGAGAAGCCUUCAUCUCAGUGUCCGGUGAGUGUCCUCUCCACCUGGACGAGGUGCGUCACUUCCUCACCCUGUGUCCUGAGCUGUCUCUUGGCUGGUUCGAGGAGGGACGUCUGGUGGCUUUCAUCAUCGGCUCACUGUGGGACCAGGAGAGGCUUACCAUGGAUGCCCUGACUCUCCAUAAGCCCCACGGGACCACCGUCCACAUCCACGUCCUGGCUGUUCACCGGACCUUCCGCCAGCAGGGCAAAGGCUCCAUCCUGAUGUGGCGCUACCUGCAGUACCUCCGCUGCCUGCCCUACGUCCGCCGCGCCGUGCUCAUGUGUGAAGACUUCCUGGUUCCCUUCUACCAGAAGUCGGGUUUCAAGGCGCAGGGCCCCAGUGAGAUCACGGUGGGGCCCCUCACCUUCGUCGAGAUGGUCUACCCAGUCAGGGGCCACGCCUUCAUGCGUCGUAACAGUGGUUGUUGAGGACAGAGGGACCCCCCAGGAAACAGGAUGAGGGGACGUCUGAGCAGCUUUGUUGUACGCGAGCGACCAGCGCAGCGUUUGGGAUCAUCGCUGUGAGUGAGACUUGUUCAGCAGGCAGUGAGGUUCUGAGUCUGCAGAGAGCUGAAAACAAAGAGCUGCCAUCCAGCUGCCAACAACAUCUGUUUGGUCGGGAACUACAAAUAUAUUGAUCUGUAGUUUAGUGUGUGUAAAGCAUUAAAACUACAUCGUUAGAGCUGAAGGAAUGUAAGCAAUUUGGGUUUUUUUUUGGUAUAAAACGAUUUUGUUUUUAUUUUGAUAAAUUUGUUAUCAUAUUCAGUAGAAUGCAGCUGCCUUGUUUCUUUCUUUGCCCUCUUUUUUAUAUCGAACACGGUUUCUGGCUCUCUAUGAAGCCAAAAAUGACUAUUUUUAGUCAAUAAAACCAGUAUCUGCCCAUUAUUAAUGCAUUCUGUCCUGUACAGUUUUGUAUAAACAGUAUGCCUUUCACAGCAGCAUUAGAAGAUUACUGUUUAUGUUACCGUCGUUGUAUGAUAAUGACAUGAUAAUGAUGAUAAUACAUCUACAAAGUAAUAUGCCAAAGUAAACCUUUAAGGACUAUGUAAUACAAUUACAAAGGGAGGGAUAUCAGCAAUCAAACAUCAGCUAAGUCAAUAUGUUAACUAAUACGUGUCUGUUGUUUUAUAUUAACAUUUGAGUGGUCCUGUCUAUCUCCAUCAGUGACUGUAACAAAAGCCUGUGGCAGCAUUGUGAACAUGUUCUGACAGCCUGUAAGGUGUGAACAGUAUGAGACGUAUUUUAAAGAUCAAAAUAUAGCCUUUCAUAGAAUACAACUGAGAAUAUAUGUGCUUUCCAAAUCUCUCCUUGAUAGUCUCCUCUCGCCUUCUCCCUUUUAGACAAUCACCACCUCUGCCUCCCAAAGUCUUGAAUCAAGACAAAUAUGUUUUGUUUGUUUGUUUUUUUACAACAUUUUGUUGUUAAAAUAAUAAAAUUUCUAUUUUCUAGCA
This is a messenger RNA of Siniperca chuatsi (mandarin fish), 2115 nucleotides long. It is a transcript of the gene aanat1, whose product is annotated as arylalkylamine N-acetyltransferase 1. NCBI's taxonomy places the organism in Eukaryota, Metazoa, Chordata, Actinopteri, Centrarchiformes, Sinipercidae. Gene Ontology annotation, cellular component: cytoplasm. Gene Ontology annotation, molecular function: aralkylamine N-acetyltransferase activity. The transcript is spliced from 3 exons. Gene Ontology annotation, biological process: circadian rhythm; response to light stimulus. Bases 485 to 1093 code for a protein of 202 amino acids. The record is from RefSeq and is a predicted model, not a curated record.